UGAGUCAACCAUAACAUAGGCCCCUUAAGUCUAAUGACUGAGUAGCUGAUGUUUCGUAUGUAGGCUAUUUGUUUUAGUUUAUUAAUUUCAGGAGGAAUUAAAAUAAUAAUUUGAACAAUGAAACGAUGGAACUUGUAAAGAAAUUAUAAAAACGUUUUAUUGCGUCUUUUUAUAAUAAUUUUCUUCUAUUUUCACAACAAACUCAUUUAUUUUCUAUGCACGUAAUCUCACAAAUAUUUUAUAUACAAUGUAAUUUGGAACUUUUUAUGCACGUAUCACAUUUUAUAUGUAAUAAAAUUACACGUAGUUAGUUAUUUAUAUAUUUGUUUUUGUACAUUCAUUUCGUGUUUAAGCGUCAGCGCCCGGCUAUGUCGGCUUUUCGAUUCUCUGUUUUAUUUAAUUAUUGUAAUAGUAACAACAUUACAUUUUGACCACUUGUGAGAUUUUUGAGUUCCAGACGUUUUAUUCCAAGAGCCACAAUUGAAUAAACAGUGACCCUUUGUUUUAUGUCUAUUGACGUAACGUACGCGUUGCCCAGGGAACAAUGAGACAAUAACAUUGAUCCAGCUGACGGCUAUAUGGUGAUCUCGAUUCUGGCGUGAAAGUUUUGACAGGUAAUUUAAAUUAUUACUUUUCUCUCCCCGACUGUUCUUUGAUACUGUAUGUUACUGAGCCUUAGUAGUAGUUAAACUUUUUUAUACAAUGGAACAGGAGAGACUAAUUGUCCCUGGCCCUGGAAGCUAGCUACAUAUUGUACCGCCAACAUACGAGUAUUAUUUGUUUAGGGAGCUUCACAGAAACUUGAUCUCUGAGAGAACAAUGACGUACAGUUGUGACUCCGAUGAUGGCUUCAAGGAGCCCUACUACGAUUUCGACAGUGAGCUCUCCACAGGAGUUGGGAGAAGGCCCCGGGUCAACUUCCAUGAUGUAGGAGGUGGGGAUGGCGACACUCCAAGGGUAAAGCCUCGUCCCAAGAGUGCUUGUAGCGCAAGUGGCAGAAGAGACCGACUGAGAAGUCUCACGCGUGGGGAGGUUCACAGCAAACCCACAAGAUGUAAUUCAGCUCUUGGUAUCAGGAGGGGAGAGGGGCGGCGAGGGCACCACAGCUGUAUGGAGCUCUCUCCCUCCAGUGAUGACAUGGCGCCAGCAGACAAGAGCUGUAUCAGGAACUUCCGCAGGAGUCUCAAACUGCUUGGCUUGCAACUGGAGGGCUUUGAUCUGGGAGCUGGUGAACACUCACCCAAGCCUGAUGUCAAGAAUGCCAAGUCGAAGGUGAACUCCCUGGUGACUAGACGCACAGUGUCCCUAGAGGAUCUGCAUGAGGCUGUAGUAAGAGUGGGCUUCCCCCUCAGUUCUGAGGCCACCGGAGAAGGUGAGAGGCAUCGUCAGGUCCUAGCAAAGGCAAUAUAUGAGGAGUGGUACUUCAAAAAACAGGAGGAAGAGUUCAAGCGUAAACAAGAGGCAAGAAGACAGCAGAAAGUGAAACAAUGGGAAAUGCAGCAUAGGAGAUGUGAGCAGAUGCGAAAGUCACAGGAAAGCUACACGGAAUGGCUCCACAAAAAAAGAAAACAACAACAAGAUCAGCUGAGAGGUCCCAAAGGCCCCACUAGGCCAAUUCUUCCAAGUAGUUCAGUAACUCCUGAGAGAGCCCGGUCAGCAUAUGAAUCAUGGAAAAAAGAGAAAGAGAAAGCCUUAAAAAAGAAACAAGAAGCAAUCAAAUACCAACAAAAGAUAAUGGAGGAAAACAGCAAUAAAGAAGAUGCAGAAAGGGCUUACCAAGAGUGGAAAAAGAGAGCAGACAAGGAAUGGUUUGCAAAGUUACGAGAUGUUGAAAGAAAAUUAAAAGAGCUUGAAAAGGAAGAAGAGAAGAAAUUGUUGGAAAAAAAGAAGUAUGCAGAGAUGGCUUAUAAAGGAUGGAUAGAGUCGAAAGAAGAACAAAUGAAACAGAAGAUCAAGGAUGCUAGACGUGCCCAUACCGAAGCUCAGAGACGAAUGGCUACUCGGCGUAAUGAACGGUUUGGCCAAUCACAGCAAGCCUUUCUCGCCUGGCUGGACCUUGUAGACGAACGAUUCUACAGAGAUCUGGCCAAGAAACGGCUUCAACAACAAUUAACUGGCGAUUAAAAUGUCUCCAUCAUGUUUGAGUUCUUAAAAGUGCAAUAUUAAACCAUUUUAUCUAAGCA
This is a messenger RNA of Homalodisca vitripennis (glassy-winged sharpshooter), 2183 nucleotides long. Its product is annotated as vicilin-like seed storage protein At2g18540. The record is from RefSeq and is a predicted model, not a curated record. Lineage: Eukaryota; Metazoa; Arthropoda; Insecta; Hemiptera; Cicadellidae. The coding region runs from base 820 to 2124 and encodes 434 amino acids. The transcript is spliced from 9 exons.